Molecule: messenger RNA, 1006 nt
Organism: Galleria mellonella (greater wax moth)
Lineage: Eukaryota; Metazoa; Arthropoda; Insecta; Lepidoptera; Pyralidae
Exons: 5
Coding region: 161-991 (276 amino acids)
Source: RefSeq, a predicted model, not a curated record
AUUUCGAAACGACAUUUUCUUUUACGAAUCCCAUGUUGCCAGUUCUAGUUAUCUUUUUAAAUAAAAAAGUCGUCAGUGAUACAUUUGUAGAAUUAUAAUUAAACUUUUUGGAACGAAUUUAACUAGUAUUUCUCUUGGUUGGUAUUUAAAUGAAAUAAACAUGCAAUUGACCGUUAAAUUUGUCUUAUUAUUGUUAUUGUUAGAAGCAGUGGUUAGUGAAGCAUCUUGUCUUAAUGAUAAUUGCACAGUAAAUUUCGAAGAAAACGAGACAAAAGUGCUUUCAAGAAGAAAGAGGUAUUUGAUAUUUCCAGAUGGUAGUUCGUUCCAAUUGGUUUUAUGUGUACAAACAGCAGCAGUAAUACCAAUAGGCGAUAUAUUUUUAUACGGAAAUACAGCGGCGCUGGCUUGGUCCCUGCCUUCGGACCCCAGUUUUUUAUAUAUGUUGAAAAAAUACGACAAAGAGGCAUUAAGGAGAGGAGACAUUGUUAAUAGUGUAAAUUAUCUCGACGAGAAUGGACACAUUAUAGCUAAAGUCCCAUAUAAGAGGAAACAAAUAGUGAAUCCGGCGUUCGCUAAGCGGAGCGUCGACGAACAAAUUACAUACAAGGAAAAACUAAAAACCAAAAUAGACCGAAUGAGUAUGCAUGGGAAACAACUCACCAGAGAUUACUUGAAAAAAGACCAUUUGGACGAUAGCACAGUCGAGUUUCACAGAAAUAGUCGGGUUGAAUUGUUUGAGAAAUUAGAAAAAUUAUUCACAGCACUAGGACAAGAUGGCCGCCAGUGCGUGCUCUACAAACUAUGUGAGGCGGCGCAGUUCGCUCCGGAGCAAGGCACAUUCCUACAGGAAUUCCUCAGAGUCAUCUUCACAUUACCCAAAGGAAAAGGAUUCUCGUCAGAACAACACAGAGAUUACGACCAAGCCCACUUGCCGACGAAUGAUUGCGCCACUUUGUAUCCGGGCUGUUAUGAUUUUGAAUUGAAAAUCUAAUAAACUGUGAAUUCG